UUAAUAAAAUGUGGAGUGGAAAUGUUUGAAUUAAUAUCCUCAGUCCAGCAAAGAUAUAAUGCAACAAAGGUUCAAAUCAUCAAUGGAUGUGUCUGUUUCGUUUUUUCUUUUGCUGAUGAGAAGAGUAUGGAGAAACUGUUAAAUGAUUUUUCCGAAAGAGGCAAACAUUUUAGGAAUUGCAUUUCUAAAAUUUUGUUGAACCAAACAUUCUUAGGUAUCUUUCAAAUACAUCCAAAGACAGUCACAUGGAAGGCAUGUGAACUCAAAGUUUACAAAGGAGCAAAAGAAGAAGAAGACAUAGAACCAGAAAAACCUGGAACCUUGAAAUAUAUGUUGUAUAUGGAAGAAGAUAUCGAGUUAGACGACCUAGAGGCACUACCAAUGUUAGAAGCUACAGCUGAAUCAGGGCUGGGUAAUAACACAAUAGAAGAUAUAAAACAGAUCACCAAAGCUUUGUGA
Messenger RNA from Saccostrea cuccullata (small rock oyster), 459 nucleotides. RefSeq lists its product as uncharacterized. NCBI's taxonomy places the organism in Eukaryota, Metazoa, Mollusca, Bivalvia, Ostreida, Ostreidae. The coding region runs from base 22 to 459 and encodes 145 amino acids. The record is from RefSeq and is a predicted model, not a curated record. The transcript is spliced from 4 exons.